Messenger RNA from Lineus longissimus, 17610 nucleotides. Its product is annotated as baculoviral IAP repeat-containing protein 6-like. The transcript is spliced from 50 exons. Gene Ontology annotation, biological process: regulation of cytokinesis; apoptotic process. The coding region runs from base 7 to 15099 and encodes 5030 amino acids. The record is from RefSeq and is a predicted model, not a curated record. Gene Ontology annotation, molecular function: ubiquitin-protein transferase activity. NCBI's taxonomy places the organism in Eukaryota, Metazoa, Nemertea, Pilidiophora, Heteronemertea, Lineidae.
UCAAAGAUGGCUGGCUCUGCGGAAUGGUUCAUCGCAGAGGAUGGGUGUUUAUCCAUCGGAGAGUCAGCUACUGGCGUCACGUACCAUUCGACGCUGAAUAACGUUAUAGUAACAACCAAAGAACCUGCAGUGAAAGUUAUAGAUGUCACCUCCGGAUCAGUGCUGCAAAAAUCCGAUGUUUCAGCAUGUCCAACAGAAAAUCUCCGAUGUACUUAUCUUCCUGGUCGGGACAAGGUGUUCUUUACAGAUGGUGUGGCUGUUGGUGUGAGACGAGAUCUGAAUGGAGUCCUCCUGUUGGACACCAUGCUCCAGACCCCAGUGAAAAAGGCAGAGGAUCUGGUCAGAGUAGAACUGCCACUGCAGGAUGCAAGUCAUUUGUUCAAACUUCUCAUGAGUGUGGAUCUGCCAGGUGUUGACUUUGUGGAAGAUGUGCUGAAGGAACUUGAAAAACAAACGGCGGCCAUCCAAGAGGCAACAAAGGGAAAUCAUAAAACUGCCAAGUGGGCGACAGUCUGUAUGAAACUUCCUCACUGUACUCUAAAGUCAGUGUUCAGUAACUUGAUGGUUGAGUUGAAGCAGCAUCACAUCCCAACGCCUGCCUUACCAGUCGCUGCAGCAAUCUAUGAUCGACUCUCAUACCUCUUACCCGGCACGCGUCCUGACUUGUCUGAUGUUGGUUCAGGACCAGUUGAUAGGACUCUGAUGUACUCGGAGGCAGCCAGGAGGGAAACAUUCACCAAGUGGCCUCACAUGAACUACAAAUGGGCAUUACCAGAUCCAAUGGCUCAGGCUGGCUUCUAUCACCAGCCGAAUGCCACAGGAGAUGACCGAGCGAUGUGCUUCACCUGUAAUGUCUGUUUAGUUUGUUGGGAGCCUACUGAUGAGCCAUGGUCAGAGCACGAGAGGCAUUCCCCGUCCUGUCCUUUUGUCAAGGGAGAAUACACACAGAAUGUGCCGCUUGCAUUGACCUAUGCGACAGAACCUGCAUCUCUCCAUGGCAAAAAGAGUGAAAAAGUGGAAGCUGUCAGCACGACAUCUUGUGAUGAUUAUAUAUGUACCUCUACUCUAAAUGGUGGCGUUGUCGUGUGGGACGUAGCCAGGCAGAUUAAGAAACAUGCUGUGUUCUACAUCGACCCCUGUGAUCCAUUGAUUGCAUUGAAAACUGGCACCCAACUGGCCCAGUUUGAUGACACCCAGCUGAUCAAGAAGAAUGUGAAGAAUGCUUGGCAAGAGGAUAGCGACAGCAAAAGUGGUAACACAAGCGAGGAUUAUGCGAGCAGUGGUGCUACUGAUGAAGAGUCACAAUCAAAGUCUGUCUCGGACCCCCCAAUGUUAGAGAUCCCUCUUCAUAAUGGCGACAUCAACAAGUCGUGCAAACUUACCGGUCCAGUGAAAAGAUCGCGACCUUCUUGUGAUAUCCAGGUGUCCUCGAUGUGUGCUGCUGGUCCCCCACAGAAUACAGCUAGUGCAGCUCCAGAGAAACCUAUCCCGAGUUUAGUUAGUGGAGUUUCAAUCAGGCGGACACCUCUACUUCUCAACUGGGGCUACCGAUGUACUGAAAGCAAAGAGGUGCAGUUAAUGAACCAGGUUAACGAGGCAAUUAGUACAGACAGUAGCAUGGAGAUCAUCCCCAGUGAGAGUUCUCAUUCACACAACUCACAUAGUGAUUUGGAGCACAAUCCCUUCAUACCCUACAUACUCGUACACGACAUCAGUCAGAAAGUCGCAAAGGAACAGAAACUUAAAGAAACUGAGAAAAAAAUCACCAAGGAACAGACGAUUUUACCUCUGCAGGAUUAUAUACAAAUGGUAGAAAUGGACUAUGAUUCUGAUGUGGAGAUUGUUGCAGUGACGCCCCCUCCUGGGUCAAAUGGAAAUAAGAUGACGCUAGACGGCACAACAAGUUCCAUCAAAGUUGAAACCACCCCUAAAAUGGAAUUGUCUGUCAAGGAAACUAAGACUAAUAUUGACAGUGAUAAUUUACAGACACGGGUGUCGCCUGGCAGGAAUCGACUAGUCCAGUGCAUAGAAGUGCCGGAACCUUACAGAAAAGAAGAAUAUGUAGUCAGCAGCGUCACCCCCACUAUUGACAAGAACCAUUUAUUAGUUGUGAUAUCUCCCAAAUUUGACAGUGAAAUUGAGGAGGAUGAACCUGUACAACUGAACAGCAAUGACAAGGCUGACUUAGAUUUGGAAAAUUCACCGUUAAUUGACGGAGAGAAACUGAGUAAUGGAGUGUUAGGAAGUGAAGGGUCACUACAGUCAGAUGAAUCUAAGAAUGAUGCGGCGAAUGAGGCAGUAUCUGGUGGUUGUCUGUUGCUGUAUAAGGUCAAGUACGACAAGGACAUUGUGACGAUAAGUGAGGAACCGUGUAGACAUUUUAGUGUUGAAAACCUUGAUGACGCUGUGAUAUCCACCUAUAUGCUCCCUAUAGAUUUGAUAGGUAGUCCUGAGGAGGAGGAGAUUAUGACAGAUAGCUUAAACCAGUGUGAUGGCUCGGGGAAAUUUGACAGUGGUGUUCCAGGAUUUGUGGCUGUGAUUACCCAGGGAGGCAGGCUGAUGAUGUUUCGCCUCGAUGACUUUCAUCUCAUGGGGACAGUAGACAGGCUGAAGAUUGGGGAAAAAUUCACCUCGGCUACGUAUUGCACUGGUAUGGAUCGUCUUUGUGCCAGUACGUCAGCAGGGAAGCUUCACUUCUAUCAACUCUGCCCCGGGGGUCCUGACUUCACUGAGACAGAUAUCUUGGAGCACAGUUCACCCAUCAAGCCUUGCUCGGUGCAGAAUUCGACUGAUUUCUGUGAAAGUGACACUGGGCCUGAACUUCCUCCAAAGGUUGGGGCAGGAGAACUUCUAGUGAAGCAGCCACUGACUGUGGAAGUGUUGUCAUCUCUGCACGAGUUGAUCCAGUUUGAGAAUCUUCUGCCCAAGUUUUCUGCUACUGUUCCCCAGUGCUGGGCAGAGAUCCAGCAAGAGCAACAGCAGAGGAGACAUCCUCAACACCUACAGCAACAGGGGGAGGCCACACAGCACACCAGGACUUGGAGGCUACAGAGGGACAGCACCAGCAGAGAUGAACACCUCUUUGAGUUGGUCCUCCCUAAGUCUACAUGUGUUGGCCAUAUCGACCUCAAGUUCAACCUACGACCUCUGUGUAACCGACCUCCGAAAAUCCAAGUCACCUUGCUGAAGCAGAAUAUCAGCAGCUUUGGCCGGGCAGAUACGAUUAUUGAGAACGUUGAGAAGAAAAAUGGUGUGGCAGAAGUACCGCCCAAUGUGGUCGAGAUGGAAGAGGUUGAGAAGGAGAAGGAGAAGGAACCAUUGCCAAGUACUAGUAAUUCACCAUCACCUGUUCCCAAUAACAACAAGAAGGACAAGAUCAAUGGUGUGACAGAUCCUGAGUUCCUUCUCAAGCAUAAUGCGGAGAUAUUAUGUGGACCUGUUGAUCUUAGUAACUAUGUCGACUUGUCAGGCCACAGUGGAAUGGUCACGCUGACAAGUUCAGCGCUGAUGAAGGUCAAGACAAGGUCGUUCCUCCUUCAUAUAAAGGCUCUACCAUCUCCCAAGGAUGAUGAACAAAAACCAAAGGAUAAUAAACGUAAGGCAGCGAGCCCUGCUGAUCAGCCUCCCAAAACCACCAUGAAGAAGAAGAGUAUCAGUAUGUUUGAACAGUUGUACUUCCCCGGGACGAAUACGUCCACCCCACCUGCCCCCAAGGACCGCAUGGAGAACAUGAAGGGCUGCGACUGCAUUCAGGAGAUAUCAGUCACAAUUAGGAAAGCAAAGAAGACCUAUAAACCAAGGGAUAGGUUACAGAGAUGUAUGAUGCUGGAGUCUGCAUCUUUUCAUGAUCAACUCCUCUUGGCCAUCUGCGGUGAUGAUGAAAAGACACCAAUUACAACCAGUAUUGAGCACAAGCAAAACUUGGCGUUGGAUAUCGCAUGUUGGGUCGCCUCGAUCCAAGUCAAUGAACCAGGGCUAGGCUUUCAAGACAUCUGCAUUGUGCGUACAGUCCAGGCGAACCUGGAAGCUCUGGUGAAGACUUGCUUCAUUGAUGGAUCAAGAACCAUGGGACAUAAGUGUGCUCGACUGGUUGCGCUUUGCUUAGAGUUUACUAAGGGCUUGUCUGACCCAGAUGCUGCCCCCUCGUUCAGUUUCACUCUCCUCCAGGCAUUGAUUGAGUGCCUGCCCCUCAUUCCUCGUGCCAUCUCAGCCGGCGCACUCCACUGGUACUUCUCCUUGCUGAAUAGGGUCAAGUGCAUGGACAUCAACCUCGUUGGUCAGCGCUGUUCUGAUAUGUUAUCAUUGGUGGCAAAACACUACUCGGAUAAAAUCAACCCCAUCUAUAACCUACUCAAAGCAAGGUAUGCCUUGUACGGUAGUCCAGAAGAUCCAGAUCUGUUUGACAUUGAGCCUCCGCAUAACAUCAAACCUUCCUCUACCGUGACUAAUUCAUCAACAUACGCUUCAGUCGUAGCAGGUGUUUCCAAUAGCAACCCAACAUUCGGCUCGGGCGGUACAAACACCACGAGUAAUGGUACCAGCAGUAACACAGGAAAGGAGGAGAGUGACUUUGAAGACUUGUUGACCCUAACAGCAGGCUUUGAGAAGUCUCAACGAUCCGGGAAUGAUCAGUUCAUGAGGCAAAUGGUUGGCUUACUUGAAGUUGAGCCGCUGCAUUUUACAUGCCAUGCAACAAGCGAUGGUACCAGAAUGGAAAGAAUGGACUCUGGUGUUCCAGGCACAACAGUAACCAGCACCCACAGCGGGUUGUCAGGGACGAUUAACUUUGGUGAAGGUCUAGCGUCGUCACUAUCAGCAGGGGCUGCUCUAGCCUCCCUGUCUACAGCAAUGGCAUCCGCAGAACAACAACUGCAACUCCUGCAGAGUAAGCAACAGCAGCUCAUGAAGCUGCAGGUGCAGAAGAACAAGCUGGAGCAGCAAUUGGCCGAGACGACCAACACCAUCUCGGCCCCGACGCCUCAUCUUGCAUUCAGCUACUCCUCGGAACUGUUUCCUCCGACCCCUAAGACUACACCAUUGUUUAUGACCCCACCCAUGACGCCCCCAAAUGAGGGAAUGCAGAGUGGAUCAGACACGCGGCAGUCAACGCCUAAGGUUGCCAGUAAGGAUGGGAAGUCUGGCCAUCCACCUGUAGCCAUUUCCAUCCCGCAGUCCCAGCACCUUCUACAGCCACCGCCUGGACAUGUACUCGUCAUUGAGAGGAUGCAUUCAGGAGCUCGUAGAUUCGUCGUACUUGACUUUGGCAAGCCUAUCCUGCUGACUGAUGUGUUCAUCCCUCUGUGUUUUGACCUCGCCUCAAUCUCGAUAGACGUGUGGAUCCAUGGCGAGGAGAUAGACGGCAGACGUCUCGUGGUCGCGUCGGAUAUUGGUCUCCAUUCUCUAGUCAUGAAUGAUCUGAUGCCACCGCCCGUGUGUCGUUACCUCAAGAUCACGACAGUUGGUCGCUACGGCAACAGCACCACAAGAUCAAGGAUACCCAUCGGAUCAUUCUUCGGCCAUACGUUCAUCCUACCUUGGGAGUUUGACGACGGCAUGUUAGGAUUCCAAAAUGGCGACGAAGCUAAUCUCCAGCAUCUUGUUCAAAGUAACCAAUCAGCGAUCAUGUCUCAACUUGGUAUGUUAUUAGCGCUCCAGGAGGACAUCCAGUGCCGCUACAGUUUAGCAAGACAUCGCCUGGAGAAUCUUCUCAGUGGAUUGGAUCAGUGCCCUGCAAACUCGAGCUACUACCAGUCAUCGUUCAAGAAGGGCACGUCUGACCUUGACCAGAAGGUCAUACAAGCUUACAACGACUGCAUCCAACUGCAGCAUCAGUUGAACCUAGCUCGAUCUGCAGUGGACCGUCUGCAAAGGUCUUUAGGAAUACAGACACAAAAUAUGGAUGGCCAGUCAAAUAAUGCUUGUGCUGUCUUGAAGCAGACGUCCACGGAUAAGUUGCGUGUUUUGUCGGAAUUCCUCCUGGAGACCUUACUCAGCAUGACCAACCCAUCCCCCUCGAUCCCUGCUCUCCCCUCCUGUCUCUACAUGGCCUUUGACCCAACGAUGUGUGAGGCGCUAUUUAGGAACUUGUGUAUCCAUGGUAAUCGUCGAGUGCAGGUGAUGGCCGGGGUGUUGCUGGUGAGGAUAUGUGGCAGUCAGACGUGGUGGGGAGACUUCCUGGGCACUGCCCUACGAGAGCUCUUCAGUAGUCACCAGACACAAGUCAUUGCUCAGGACAGGGUGUUUGUUUUGUUGACAAUGUUGGGCCAGAAGUCAUUGACGAGUGGGAAUGCUAGCCAGGUGCUUGAGAGUUUGCUUGGUCUUCUGGCAAGACUGCUGUCUCCACUGGUGAAUCAACAGGAUGGGGCUGUGGGACACAUGGUCUCCUUGGAUUUGGUUCUGAUCAGUCGCCUGCUAGUUUUCCUGUCAAAGACAAUGGACAACUCAUUCAGUGCUGGUUCAUCCUCUGACGAUGGUGAUAAAAGAGACAAGGAUAAGGACAACAACAAUGGUUCCAUGGGUACGUCAAACCGCUGGGAUUUCAUCCAAGGCGAUGCUGCCAUGCACUCUACAAAAGGCUCGUCCAACUCUCGCUCAAAGCUCUACCGUCGCAAGCUCCACAAGCGUCUCAUGCACCACAAACAGCAACUGUUGGAUCUGCAGCAGGCCAAGAAGAACUUCCUGAGUAGCCAGAUGGAGAAGCUGGGGUCAGGCAUCACCAAGGAGGCGGAGGCCAUCAUCAAACACCAGGAGCAAUUGUUCAAGAAGACCUUGAAACAGUACACUUCUAAGCACUUCAAGGACAUCAUGCACAUCCGUCGUACUGAUGCAGAGAUCCUCAAGAAGCUACCCAAGGAUCCAAAUGGCAACAGUAGUGAUAGGGAGCUAGUGGAUACAGAUAAUGAUAACUCGAUUGUUCUGCCUCGCGAGCGAUGUGUGCCUGUUGUGCGUGGCCUGGUAGCCCUUCUUCUCACCAUGGACUUCACCUGUAACACGGAUCUCUUCCUCAUCACUUGCAAGGUUUUGGCACGGAUCAUCAGCUCAACGCGUCCCGCUGUCAUGCUGUCUGAAGCAAUGAGCCAGGACCAGCUGGAGAAGUUUGUGUUGCUGUGUUCAAACAUCGAGCACAGUCAGAGCAGUACGACCUGGGGCGGCCCGUGGGCAGUCCAUGCCGUCACAUGUCUAUUGCAAGACGUCCUGGAAAGCGAGCGUAUGUAUCCUAUGACAAAUGGUGGUGACCUUGUCACUGAUGAUGAUGAUAUUGCCACCUCUAUGUCGGAGACUGAUGACACCCUCUGUCAGAAUGGCACACUUCCCAGUUUGGACGAGAGUCAAGUCAGUGCGGAAGAUUCCUUGGCAGAAGGGAAAUCGGCCAUUGCGUUAUGUCUGAAAAUAUCCGAAGAAGAAAAUGGUGUAUCUUGUGCCUCCAAGGAUGAGACCCUCAAAUUUGAUAAGGAUUCUUCAAUGUUGGUUGACAUGAUCUUAGAUGAUGAGGAUGAUGAACCUCCCCCACUACCGCUGCCAUCUAUUGUCACGGAGAGUAAGAACGGCGGUGAGGAGACGUAUCAGAUCAUCAGCGUCCAACCUCCGUCUGCAACCUCCUCUUUCUUUGGCAGUGUCACACAGCCACAGAAACUCAAGCUAGAGAAAUGGAAAUCAAAAUUCAACGACGUCGUCAGUAAGAAUGGGACAGCCCCUGUAACUGGCAUGUCAGUAGCUAUGGACAACCGUCUGGAGUUCGGGAUUGAAAUGAGUGCUGAGCUACGACUCCGUGUGAUGGUAUCCGUCGAGGCUGAGAAUGUCCAGCGGGCAAUAUUUGCUGCUCUUCCACCGAUACCUGCCGGUGGGGCCAGUUUUGGUCAUAGCUACCAGAUGGCAGCGACUGACGAUGAACAGAUGUCAGAAGCUAUGAUGUAUGGGAAUCCAGCACAGCAACCUUUGGUACCAUCUUGGGAAAUGUUGAGCACAUGCUUCAACCACCUCUUCACCCAGCUGCCUCUGUACCGCAUCGAUCUGGACACCAUCCUCCACCUCUGGCUCAUCAUGAAUGAGGACUCCAGCUCCGACGAUACUCACAUCGGCUUUGAUCCAACAAAGGUCCCCACGAUCCCUCUGAGCCAUGCGUCGAUGGACUCCCUCCUCCACGUCCUAGUGGUGACUCCCAACAUCUCAGUCAGCACGUGGGUUCUUGUCUUCCAGUCCCUCACGUGGCUGGCUAACUUGAAAGCAGAUGAUAAGUUCCUGGCGUCUGCUAUUGUAGCUGAUUGUAAUCUGGUGCCAGUGCUGAUCAAGUUCCUGUCAAGUUCACAGUAUGUUCAGGUUGGCCCCACAGCUACUCGAGCUUUCAACGAGUUCCUGAUGCGACUUCAAGUGCGCUGUGCUGAUGAUAAUGAGAACCAUCUCAAGGAGCUACUGCUCAAGUUGGUCUAUACGCUCACUGUAGAAAGGGGUCCAUUCCAUUGUGGUCUCGGUCCGCUAGAUGCCCAGUGCAAGCUGUUAGAACACAUCCUGGAUCAGAACUACGAUACAGUCGACAUCAACAAUGCCAUCAGUGUCAUCUCGGCCAUCAGUACUCUCACGCAUCAGCACAUUCUCUCCCAGGACAGGGUUAGCUGUAAAAGUUCAUUGGAGAGCUGUGUCAGUGCGAGGUCUUGCUUUGGAGGCUUGUUUGCCACGAUGCUUUGUCCUGGUGAUUCCAAGACCAUGGUCGGUGAGUGUAACCGAGAUGUCUUGGUGAGCAGUCUCCUCAAACUGGUCAACAUGCUGGUCCAGAGUCGCAUCCCAUCAAGGGCAAGUCCUAGACGACAGUACUCUGGAUCUGUCAACCACAUCAGUGGGGGCUCUGCAGACUUCGCUAUGACUGAUGCAGGGAAGAUGAGCAUGGCGGAAGGAAUGGUGCUCGGGAUGACGGACGCUGCGAGGUCCGAGGAGGAGACGAUGUCAAAGACAGAUGAGCAGAAAACAGAGACAGCAGCCAGUCAGAGGAGAUAUAAACACUGCUCUCAUUACCAGAAUGUGGAGGAACCUCGGGGCACCGUCAAGGAGCCGUGUGUGGCUGAUAUCAUACUAGCACAUGAGCAGAUUAUGUGGAACUUGAUCAACUCACUAAGUCGGUGUAAUAGUAACACAACAGCCUCCAUUGUAAGCUCAUCACAGUUCAACAACACACAGGAUAAUAUCUCAGACUUGGAACCAAUAUCGGUCGGAGACUGUAUAUUUCAGAUUCUGUGUACGAUGAACAAGAAGACGACUGAUUUGAAGUUAGUGAUCAAGCCAUUAUUUGCAUUCCUGUCUAGCAGUUAUCAGAGUGCCCAGUUACAUAACCCAUGUCACCUGUCAGAGCCACUUCUCUGGAUCUUUGUGGGGGUGCUUGACUGCAAGCAUUCACUUGGAACGUUCAUUGAAAUGGGCGGAAUCCAGGUGAUCUGUCGUAAUCUCGUAUGGAGCAGCAAGCAGAUGAUAAGCACAAACCCGAGCUUCAUCUCGGCGAUCAUGCCGUUCAUGGGGUCAGGCAAGACCAUCACGGGCAAGAGGCUCAGUCAGGAGGCGGACAACCUGGAAGGACUUCAGAACUUUGCUCCGUUAGGCUGUGUAAGCUCUAGUAGCCCUACCGCUGGCCCUGGUGAUGUGUUAAUCCAGGCCUCUCCGCCCCACCGGCGAGCACGCUCUGCAGCUUGGUCCUAUCACUUCUACCCAGACGAGGCGUGGAUAGACCUCACCAUUCAGUUACCUUGCUCCAUACUGCUGAAGGAAGUACACAUACAGCCUCAUCUCUCUUCUCUUGCGACAUGCCCAUCGGUUGUGUCCCUGGAGAUUAGUCGUGAUGGUGUCAGUUCAAUCCCCGUGUGUCCCCCAGUCACUACAACCGGCCUCAUGAUCAUCAAGCUCAGUCUACACAAAGCUGAGGUGGCCAACUCUGUCACGCUGCGCCUCCACAAGCCGAGGGAUUCAAACACCAUGGGCUUGUCGCAGAUUCUUGUCAUGGGUUACACAGCAUUUGGCGAAGGUGGCAGCAAGGGUGCGCUGGCCAGCAGCCCUGAGGAGCAAGUCACAAGAACAAGUAUGUGCUGGAUGCGACUCCUGCAUCACUGCAUGACAUCGGUGGAUGGCAUGGGAGACCAAGUGGCAGAGGCCGCCUCCCCAACACCAAGCCUCCUCAACACCUGCAGUGCUCUACUCGUCUCACCCAUCACCAACGCGUUCCUCUCCAACCUUGAGGCAGCCAUGUUGAAGCUUGGACUACACUCGACCGAGAUGGGUUUGGCUCUCAUCGACAACCUGUUGAGGAAUCCACCGGCUGAACCUGUCUCGGCUAACCUGCCGCUGUAUGGGAAAACAAACGGGGUCGCAAACGAAGCGACAGUGGACAUCCUCUACCAGCUCGGGAUGACACAGGAUGCUGGCACUCAUACAAGGGUGAUGUGCCUUGCUCAAUGGCUCGGAGACAACGCCAGGGUCGCUCUGCAGAAAAAUGGUGUCUAUUCCGACGAUCAUUACCGCCCGUCACCGAGGCAGACAUUUGCUAUGGAUGAAGGACUGCCUAACCCAGCUCCGGCUCAUGUUCACUGUAUAGCUGCCAUCUUGUGGCAGAGUUCAGAACUGCAGAUCACGUACAGCCUGCACAACAUUAUCACAAGAGAUUUGUUUAGUUCUGUCUACGAAUGGUCGACCGUGCUACUCCACAACUCCCCAUUGAAGAAAGCUGUGGAUACAGUGAUCUGUGCCAUGUGCCACAUCCAGCCAGACUACUUCAGGUGCCUUCUGGAAUGGAUGGGAAUCAUCAUGCCAGCCGGGUCAGGGGCAGCAGCCAACAUACCUGAUGACAGCAAGGAGCCACUACAGAAUCAGUCGAUGACAGAUGACAGCAAAGAAGCCAAUAGUGCCUUUAGUCCUGGUCCUGACUCGCCGCCAAUGCAGGAAGUCGGCCCGAUCAUCCUGGACGAGCAGCAUCUCUCAACCUUAUCCAUCGCAUGCCAGUCCGAUACUGCCAUCAGUCAGCUUCUAGAUUCAGGUUUCCCUGCCAUGUUGUCACAAGGAUUGUUUGAGUUUUGUAACAAGCAGAUAUGGUAUUCUGGUGAUGGUGAUGGCGUGGCUGACGCGGCUAAACCUGGACCUUCAUCUCAGGGCGGCAGGAGGAGAUUCAGCUCGGAAUCUAUGGACAACAAAGGAUUAGUGAUCACCGCAGAUCUUAUCGCGCCAGUUCUCAGCUUCCUCUCGGAAGUCUCCAAAGAAGCUGUUAUGAAGGAGUGGCUUGGUGGUAUUGAAGGCAGCAUCUUCUGGCCCGUUCUCCUCAGCCUCCUCUGCAGUAACAACGUGCAUCACCCAACCCACGCUGCACAGCAGCGCCAGCAGAAACUCAUGACGAGCCAACAGAGGGCCAUGGUGGAGACGGCUACUGUUGCUUUCUUCACACGAGUCGUUGCGGGACAUUCAGCAAAUCAGCUCUUGUUUGCACAGGUGUUGUGCGAUGUGAUCAGGAACCAGGGAGUUACACAGCAAGGUAUUGUGUACAGCAACCUGCCCUUGUCAGGCUUCACCAGACGUCUUUUCCUACAAGUCCUACUUGAAGAUGAGAAGAUACUUGUAGCAUUCAAAUCAUCGUCUCAACUCCAUAAAGGUCACUUAGGAGCAACGAGUAGUCAGAUUUAUCACCCCAAAUUUGGCGCUGGACACCGGUGUAAAAUCGUCAGUGUUGGUUUGCAGACAACGUGUGGGGAGGUACUCAGGAUGGUGUCUGAUAGUCCCUCACUCACCCUGCAGCUUGUUGAUAAGCCGGCUGAAGCCAGUCAUGAGGAGGGGAAAAAGGACACGGGCCAACUCGGCAUUGAAGUCGUCAACCAAAUCUCAUGGGUGGCAGGAGGUCAUGAGACAGAGGUGGAGGAUGGACCUCCAGAGAUGACAGCCAGUCUGCCACCCAAUUUCACCAUAGGAGGGGCCGGUGUUUUACUCAACUCCGGGGCGCUGGCAAAAGAGAAGCGUGAUAAGAUGAAGAGUCUGCCGCCUCGGCCUCCAACCAGGAGAGGGCGCCACUCGGUGAAGGAUGACCCCUCGUUUAGCAGCACUAUGGUGGUGCCAGUUCUCUCCAUGUACCAUACUCUCAUGCCUAAACAACCACUACCCCCUGAUCUGACCUUGGCCCAAGUCCUGGUCAUGUUACAUCAGCGAGGCCUACUUCAGGGGCAGCCUUCCUUGGAGUUCACAGUCAAGCUGGGCACAAAGCGAGUGUCGACGCUGAAGAAUAUCAGUCAAGUUAAAGUAGAAAAGGAGUACUCUCCUUGUGACAACGACACUAAGCUCAUCCCAGAGCAGGUGCUGCUAGAGACGCAGAGCUUACCCUCGCCACUUCAGGUGUUUGCUAGCCAAGGUGGCCUAGCAUUACUAGCAGAACACCUGCCCCUCCUCUAUCCAGAAAUCACACGGCAGGUCAGUCCACCAGAUGGUAGCAGAGACACUGUCACUAACUCUGGUAUCGGCAAUGAUUGGGUUACUGUUGAAUAUGGUGAAGACAUUUAUGAGGAUAUAUUUGAACCAAUGCCCUCGGGUUCAAACAACCAGUCAUCCAAGCAGCCCAGUCCCAGCCUGCCUACAAUCCCCCCGCAUUCCCUGGUGGCAUUCGGCCUGUUCCUCAGGCUGCCUGGCUAUGCUGAGGUGCUGCUGAAGGAGAGAAAGAAAGCCCAGUGUCUCCUCAGGCUUGUGUUGGGGGUCACCGAUGAUGGCGAUGGAGGUCACAUCUUAACCUCUCCUUUAGCAAGCUCUCUACCAACUCUGCCUUUCUACGUCCUGAAGACGUUGUUUGACCAGUCACCACUGACGACUGAUGAUGGUCUCGUACUUAGGAAGAUGACAUUGGAUAUUGGAGCACUGCAUCUCAUCCUUGCUUGCUUGUCUGUGCUCAGUCAUCAUGCGCCGAGAGUACCCAUACCAGGAUUCCAUCAUGAGCUGAUCAUGGUGGCCACCCAAGCUACCUCCAACCCGCCACCGCCUGAGAAGCCUGCUGAGGAGAAGACACAGCAUUACUGGGCAAAGGGAACAGGCUUUGGUACUGGCUCCUUCACCUCGAGCUGGGAUGCUGAACAGGCUCUCUUGAGACAGAAGAGUGAGGAAGAACACGUCACGUGUCUCCUCCAGGUUCUGGCGAGUUACAUCAACCCCGGCGGUCACAUUGCUCCCCAUCACUACAGCGGUGAUGACGAUGAGCAGGAAUACGAAGGAGCUGAUCAUAAUGAGAACCAUUGUUUGCCAACCAUCCUCCCUGAUCUCCUCACACAGUCGUGCCUCGUCCCAGCCAUAUCUUCCUACCUCAGGAAUGACUCAGUUCUAGAUAUGGCACGCCACGUCCCUCUCUACAAGUCAUUGCUUGAGUUGUUACGCGCCCUCGGAGUGUGUCCGGUGCUGGUACCGUUGCUGUUACCAUUAGACAAGGAAGAUGGAGACUCAUCCUCGAUUACCUCUCUUCUGGCCAAGAUGAAGGGAUGUGUUGACACGUAUGCUAGCAGGCUCAAAACGAACAACAAGAGUAGCAUGAGCAAGGCCACCCAGACAAAGGAGGAGGAUGAUGAGAGUGAGGGUUUGGCACUGCUCAUUCCUGACAUCCAGAGAACUGCCGCCGUCGUCAUCAAGGCCUCUGACAGAGUCAAGCAAAUUGAUAAUGCUGAGGGAGACACAGAAUCUGAGAAGCGCUUUGACCGUGGUGCGGAGAGCUCUGACUUCACCCUGGCAGAGAGGUACAUGGAAAUCAUGCGAGAGGAACAAUUCGACACGUUUGAGAUCGUCCAGGAGGACGAGGGCAUUAUAAGGUUCACCAUGUCGCAUCAUUACGAGUCGAAUAUAAAGACAGCCGGUGAUAUCAACAACCCAGCUCGUGCUAGGCGGUUAGCUCAGGAAGCGGUGACUCUCUCAACAUCACUGCCACUCUCGGCCAGUAGUAGUGUGUUUGUACGCUGUGAUGAAGACAGGCUCGAUGUCAUGAAGGUGCUGAUAACAGGUCCUUCUGAGACGCCGUAUGCGAAUGGUUGCUUUGAAUUUGAUGUCUACUUUCCUCCCGACUACCCUAAUGCCCCACCACUGGUCAAUCUCGAGACGACAGGCAACCACACUGUUAGGUUUAAUCCAAACUUAUAUAAUGAUGGGAAGGUUUGUCUGAGCAUCCUGAACACAUGGCAUGGCCGACCAGAGGAGAAAUGGAAUUCACAGACAUCCAGCUUUCUACAGGUGCUAGUUUCAAUCCAGUCACUAAUUCUUGUAUCGGAGCCAUAUUUUAACGAACCAGGUUACGAGAGGUCACGGGGUACACCAUCAGGGACAGCGAGUUCACGGGAGUAUGAUUCCAACAUCCGGCAAGCUUCAGUGAAAUGGGCCAUGCUCGAACAGUUCAGAAACCCUUCACCAUGUUUUAGAGAUGUGAUACAGAAACACUUCUGGCUAAAGAGACACGAGAUAAUACGCCAGAUCGAGGAGUGGAUCAGUGAUCUGGAACAACAUAGCAGUGAUAAGCGCUUUGGUAGAACGAUCAGUCAUAACUGUCUUGCCCUAAAGCGUCAUUACAACCAGCUGAAGGAAGAGUUUGCCAAGAUGAAGCCAGCUCUCAUGGACAACAACCACCGUUGUAUGUCAGACGACGAGGUGGAAGGCGGUGGUACGAAACCUAGUCCUAACGGCCAAUCAGAUAGUAGCGCGUUCUCAUGUGAUACAAAGGAAGAUAACGCCAAUGAAGUAGCCAUGGACGACAAUUCAAAUCAUUCGGCAUCUUUGGACAAUAAUCUGCCGCAAGUUGGUGACUGUGAUGACGUGCUUAGCGAGUCUGCUGUUGGUACUGACUUCCUGCCCUCCAGUUCAGGAGAAGGGAAUGCAGGGUUUGAUUCGUUACCUCCACCAGAGGAUCCAGCAUAUCUAAUGGCAGCUGGUGGCCAAGGCUUGAACUUUGAUAUGGACUUAGGCCCACCCACACCAGACGUUCUGGUGGAGCCGUUACUCUUUCCAAAAUAUGAUGAUAAAUAUGACGAUGACGUUGAGUUGCCGCAGCCUGUUAGCUUGGAUCAGUUGCUGGAGGCUGCGUCGCUGAAUGACAACAGUAACCCAGGUUAUGAUGAGGUCGAUGCCUGACAAAGGUCACCAGAUAGGAAAGCUUUGGGGAAGGGGUUAAUCGGAUGGCGUGGCGUCGUCUUCGAACUCAGAAAAUCAGGGGAUGAAUUGUAAUCCAGUGAUUCACGAUUUCAGAAGUGUUGGAUAGUUUCUUUUUAAAGAUCGGGGCCUUUGUUACAGUUACGUGACGUGUAUAAAAUUUAUUUUAACGGUGCCGUCAGAUUCUUAUUUGGUUGAAAAGAGUUAUUUUUAGGUGAUCACCAUUCACAUUGAUGCCGUUGCGAUGUUUUUAAGGGUUAAAAGUUGGACAAUGGUACGUAUUCUCUGCAUUCUUGAUGGAUUUAAGGUGCCAGCUCAUAUGUGUAACGUAAUGAUCUUGUUAAGGAGUUCAACCCAGACCACUCAUGGUAUACUUACCAUUCGCCGGUCACUUCAAGUUCAGCCAUAUAGCCGGACUUUACCACUUAUCUCUUCACAGUUGUUUUAACAAAUCUUACUUCAGGGGAAAUGAUCAUUUAUGUUUUCAUACUGUUCAUUCUAACCAAUGUUUAAAACUGUGUCAUCAUUGGUUUUAAAGGUAUUAAUAUGACAUGCUUAAUGGUUUGACAUAUAAUGGAAUCCUUCCAAGUCGAAACACAUCUCGAUGAAACCAUUUAGUUUUAUCAAAUGAGAACAAACUAUCAUAAAUAUAACCAGGAAUUGAUACCGACUUUUAUAAAUCGUGAUAUAACUAAAAUAUAAACUCAAGAUGAGAGUCCGCGGAAGUUUUAUUUAAUCUCUGAAUUGUAUUGUUGGAUCAACUUUGUUGGGUUGAUCUCUCAUCACCAAUUGUAAUAGAUUCCUUCCUUCUUUCAAUAUGAUUUCUCACUUUUGUUUUAUUCGUGAAUUGUUCAAAUAGGACAUGAGCAUAGCGAGUCAUUUGAAAUGCGUUCAACAUGAAAGUGAAAGUAUUUUGCACCUUGGUCUUGUAAACCCAUUUGAUGGUCUCAAUUCUUGUUUUAAUAAAAAGUCUAUUGUUCCUGUUUCCUGCUAAAGCUAAUUGUUGGAAGAGAGGUCCUCGUAUACUGGGCUGCUGUAACUGUCUGAUGUGUUAAUGCGUGUUCAGUGUUGAUGAAACCUAAAGAUAUAAUAUUUUCACAACGUUGAAAUUGAUUGCUGUGAAACAAAGUGCUUUACACUUGUUGACCUUAAAAGGUAAAAGCGAGGUCACAUUGGUUAAGUCCUCAGAAGUGGUCUUGGCGUCUGCCUUGAGGGAGGGCAGGGGUACUCAUAAAUGCUGUUGUCCUUAACAAAAAUAAGAAGCCCUGAGGCCUGUGUAGUGUUGUUACCUGUGUCGUUUUCAUUGGGGUGAUGGGCUCCACCACCUUUGGAUGUUUCUCAUUUGUGGGAAAACCUAAAGUGUUUGUGGUUUGAUUAGUUGGAGAUUGGAACCCCAUUAUAAGGCCCUGCUGGGUAGAAUUUGGUUAACUUGGUCCUGGCCAAUGGCUGUUGUCUUUGACACCAUAAGCAAUGACCAAGCAGAUUGAACCUCGAGUGCUACUGGUAUUAGUGGUAUGUGUGUGUGUAUGAUUCAUAAAUAUUUUGAUUCGGUCUAUAUUCGCUUUGGGAACAGAGAUUUCAGCAUCAUGCACCGAAAUGAUGCUUCUUCUUCAUGUGUUAUAAAUAUGGUCAAAUGGUCUUUUACAUGUGGCUCCAACAGGAGCAAGUUGGUCAGUGAAAUAUCCUGUGCAAUCUGUCGUGUCCAUUUCACCAAAGGUCGUGCUGGGAGCAUGUAUUGCCUCUUCUAGCUCAAUAUUCAAGCACUUCAAAUCUAACUUGUGAGAGAUGUUCAUGGUAGUCUUGCCUGCACGCUCUGGUGUUGUAGACUUGGCACUAUUUAGCGCUUUGUGGAAAAGCUACUGUGCAGAGGGACAAACAUGGUGGCAAUAGUGGUGACCGUCAGUCUGCUGUCCUGAGUGGUUAAAACCUUGAAUAGAGGAUAUGUUCUGAUGCACAUGAUGUACAUUAGACAUGUUAGAUCUGUUGAGGUUGGAUUAGACGUGUGUGUGCAGUGUCAGGGCUCAUAUAGCCUUUCAUUGUACUGGAGGUCUUUACAUAAUAUUGAGUUAGCUUAUAUAAAGUCUCUGUACAACACUGGUGGGCCUUAUGGCAAGAGAGAUUGCCUCACGGACCCUCAUAUUAUCACGUGUGACAUCACUGUCUAUGGUUUUAGUGUUGGUUGGAGUGGAGGCUUGUGUAGUUAUGGUAUAACAAGAGGUGCACAAGUCUUCGCUUCACCUUGAUGUGAAGUCAUUUGUCAAAGCCUUGUUUGCCGAAGGUGACCUUGGAAAUGGACUGCACAGAUUUGCUAUUUUUUGCUCCUGACUCAUUACUUACUCUGUGAAUUUUUUAAGUUAUUAUUUGUAAAGAUGAUUGUUAACACUGAUGUUCCAUAGUCUAGCAUGUCUAUUCAUAUCAACCUUGUUGUUGAAAGAAGAGGAGACAUCACAGAAUAUGCAAAAGACCAAUUUUCAAUAAAAAACAAAAUCAUUA